This is a messenger RNA of Perkinsus marinus ATCC 50983, 891 nucleotides long. RefSeq names its product merozoite surface protein 2, putative. Lineage: Eukaryota; Perkinsozoa; Perkinsida; Perkinsidae. The transcript has a single exon. The annotation marks the transcript as partial. The record is from RefSeq and is a predicted model, not a curated record.
AUGACGUCCCCUCAACCGGUCAGUACGCCCGCUGAGAUCGAUGAGGUGGCUGUCACUACUGCAGCCCCUGUGACUGGCGAAGUGACCAUCAGCACGGCAGCUGGGGAGGCUCCCGGUAGAGACAAGGAUGACUCUGAUGCUACCACCCCGGUCGCUACGGAGGCUGCAACUGUCACGACUACGAUCGGUGCUCCUGUUGAGCCUACUACUAUCACGUCCCCUUUCCCGGUCAGCACAGCUGCUGUGACGGAUGAGGUUGCUGUCACUACUGCAGCUCCUGUGACUGGCGAAGUGACCAUCACCACGGCAGCUGGGGAAGCUCCCGGUAGAGACAAGGAUGAUUCUGAUGCUACCACCCCGAUCGCUACUGAGACUGCGACUGUGGCUACCACGAUCAGUGCUUCUGUUGAGCCUACUACUAUUAUGACGUCCCCUCUACCGGUCAGCACAGCUGCUGUGACCGAUGAGGUCGCUGUCACUACUGCGGCUCCUGUGACUGGCGAGGUGACUAUCACCACGGCCGCUGGGGAAGCUCCGGGAAGGGACAAGGAUGAUUCUGAUGCUACCACCCCGGUCGCUACUGAGACUGCGACUGCCACUAGGAUCGAUGCUCCUGUUGAGCCUACAACUGCUAUCACGACCCCUCAACCGGUCAGCACAGCUGCUGUGACCGAUGAGAUUGUUGCUACUACUGCAGCCCCUGUGACUGGCGAGGUCACCAUCACGACGGCAGCUGGGGAAGCUCCGGGAAGAGACAAGCAUGAUUCUGAUGCUACCACCCUGGUCGCUACCGAGACUGCGGCUGGCACUACUACGAUCGAUGCUCCUGUUGAGCCUACUACUAUCAUGACGUCCCCUCAACCGGUCAGUACGCCCGCUGAGAUCGAUGAG